CCUGAGGUAGCGGGGCCUGGGCGGCCGGCGGUCUUCUCGCUCCGCCGCCCAGCGGCCGCGCUCAGGUACCGAGCCCGGGCGGAGCGCGCCGCCGCCCCCUCCCCUCUUGUCCACGCUGCCCAUGCCUCGGCGCACCGGCUCCGAGCUUUGCCCGCGGCACGUGGAGGGCGCGGGCGGUCGUGGGCGCGGGGCCCUGCGCUCCGAGCUGGGCGCGCGGACUACGUCCCCCAGCCCCCGCCGUCUGCGCCGCCCGUCGAGGCGACUUUCCCGCACGAGGCGAGGCCCGCCCUGGUAGCCCCGCGCCGUGGUUCGGUGGCGCGAGAGGCGGGGAGUCGCCGUGGUAAACGGGGCCUUGGGGCGUCCCGAAGGGGACCCAGACGCGGGAGGCCAGACUUCCCCGGCGACCCGAGGAGGGGACUUGCGGCGGAUUCCGAAGCCGCUUUUUCUGCGUAGCCUGGAGGGUGUAAAUGGCCGAGAUUCUCCUGUGUGGAGAAGGCGCCGGUGCCCGCCCGCUGCUGCCCGACUCUAGAGGGGUGUCUUUUUCCGUUAAUCUGAGCGCAGUCGCGGAGCCCCUGUUUCCCACGCAGCCUGUGUUAAGUGGCCUCGUGAGUUUUCGCGCGGCAUCCUUGGUGCCUCUUCUUUGAAGCUAAGCUUCCAUAACUCUAAAGCACUUUUCGUUUUAAACUCAAACCAGACUCACACUUGAUGUUUCUAUGAUCAUCUAUCUCUCAGUACGGAUGGAUGAGUUUGGCUUCAAGAAUGUGCUCGUGGCUGGUGCCAAGGGAGUGAGUUUUCUCUGUUGCUUGUUCAGUCCGUUACAGAUCGAACUCCUUGUUCCACUCUUUCCCCCUUCUCACUACUGCACUUGACUAGUCUUAAAACGAAACAAAAAAGGAAAAGAAUGUGCUUCCGUUUCACAAUAUUUAAGAAAUUUAACCUGAACAUAUUGAUGCUGCUUUAAACACCCUCCUGUCGCCUGAGCUUCUCCCUCAUCAGGGUGGGUGCUAGAAGGGAAGUGCACCCUUGCACCCUGAAGGCACAAAUCCUGAAGAGCCCGUGGGCAUGGACUGCUCAUCUGUAAAGAAAGUGGAGACAUGACCUUGAGAUUUGGCUGACCCAGGAAUGCCGGGGCCUUUGCAAGUCUGAUGUUCCAGGACUCCAGUGCCUGUUGGUGUGGACGGAGGACACGGGGCCCCGACCAUGGUCACACUCAUCACUGAGAAGCUGCAGAGCCAGAGCCUGGACGACCUCACCUGCAAGGCGGAGGCUGGCCCGUUGCAGUAUUCUGCCGAAACCCUGAACAAGAGCGGUCGUCUGUUCCCUUUGGAGCUCAACGACCAGAGUCCCUGGAAGGUCUUCAGUGGAGGACCGCCCGUCAGAAGCCAGGCAGCCACGGGCCCUGAUUUCUCCUUCCUGCCGGGCCUGUCUGCUGCUGCUCACACCAUGGGUCUUCAUUGGCAGCCACAGUCCCCGCGCCCAGGCGCAGGCCUGGGUGCAGCCAGCACCGUGGACCCCAGUGAAAGCACAGGCUCGUCCACGGCCCCACCGACCAAGCGGCAUUGCCGGUCCUUGUCAGAACCCAAGGAGCUUGUGCGCUGCCGGUCCCCUUGGCGCCCCGGCAGCUCCAAGGUCUGGACUCCAGUCUCCAAGAGGCGGUGCGACAGCGGCGGGAGUGCCACGCGGCAGGGAAGCCCCGGCGCCGUCCUGCCGAGGAGUGCUGUGUGGUCGACCGGUCCCACCUCGCCCGCCACGCCCCGGCCGUCCUCCGCCAGUGGCGGCUUCAUGGACAGCAGCGAGGGCAGUGUGGGCUCAGGCCCGCUCUGGUGUUCCGCGGAGUCCUGCUUGCCCUCCACGAGGCGCCGCCUGUCCCUCUCACAGGAGCGACUCGCGGGUGCGGGCACUCCCCUGCCCUCCGCCAGCAGCAGCCCCACGUCCACGCCUGCGCUGGGCCGGCGCCGCGGGCUGCUCCGGUGUCGCUCACAGCCGUGCGUGCUCAGUGGGAAGAGGAGCCGGCGCAAACGGAGGCGUGAGGAGGAUGCCAGGUGGACACGCCCAUCUUUGGACUUCCUGAAAAUGACCCAGACUUUAAAAAAUUCAAAAAGCCUUUGCUCCCUCAAUUACGAAGAUGACGAUGAGGAUGACACCCCAGUGAAGACGGUUCUGUCCUCCCCAUAUGACUCCCGGGGCCUCCCUGGCAUCACCAUGCCUGGCUGCAGCCAGAGGGGCCUCAGGACCAGCCCUGUCCACCCCAACCUGUGGGCCUCUAGGGAGUCGGUGACCGGUGAUGGCUCCCGCAGGAGCAACGGGGACUCCCGUGAUGGGGACAGUGCCGGGGAGGAGGGCGUCUUCCCCCGGGCCCGCGGGGAGCUGGACCUGGAGCAGAUCGAGAACAACUGAGGCUGGUGGGGGCUGGUUGGGGCCAUGGCUGCCGCCUGCACCUGCCCUGGGGCACAGACUAGGUUUCAUGUUGCUUGGAACAUUAAGGCGUAAUUUUGAUUCAGUUUUUCCUAAAGAAGCAUUUUGCAUUUUUAUGGCUUUUGCAGUUCGGGAGAAAGCUUCUCUAUUUUGGAUGCAUUUCAGAAGGGCGUUCUAUUAAACAUGAAUCUGCAAACA
Messenger RNA from Gorilla gorilla gorilla (western lowland gorilla), 2613 nucleotides. RefSeq names its product family with sequence similarity 53 member A (gene FAM53A). Gene Ontology annotation, cellular component: nucleus. The coding region runs from base 1201 to 2397 and encodes 398 amino acids. Lineage: Eukaryota; Metazoa; Chordata; Mammalia; Primates; Hominidae. The record is from RefSeq and is a predicted model, not a curated record. Gene Ontology annotation, biological process: protein import into nucleus. The transcript is spliced from 5 exons.